AUGCGCCAUAUGCUAUUCGCCACCAUCACCACCACCAUGCCCUCCUCAGCCGCCGCCACGUCAUCGUCCUCCCCAACCCCCAAACCCAAAUCCUCAAACCCUAGCUCUAACGGAAACCCUAACUGUACCCUCCUCUGCAAGCACUCGCCUUCUGCAACCCUCGACCUCCUAAUCCUCAUCCUCGUCCUCUUCUCCGGGACCUUCCUCAUCACCUCCUACUUCUCCUACAUCUUCAAUUCCCUCUCUCUCCUCCUCUCCCACUCUAGCAUUCACCUCCACCACAUUCCGGUCCCUUAUGUCGUCGGCUUCGUCGCUUUUUUUGCCGUCGCGCUGUUCAUAGUCGAAUUUUGCUGUGGCACUAGAUCGAGAAAGUGCGACAGGCCUGGGUGCAAGGGUUUGAAGAAAGCCAUGGAAUUCGAUUUGCAAUUGCAGACCGAGGAGUGUGUGAAGACCGGGUCGAAAGAUAUCGAUAAGCUGCCGUGGAAGGGCGGGAGCGAGGCCAAUCCCGAUUACGAGUGUCUCAGGUCUGAGCUGAGGAAGAUGGCGCCCCCAAAUGGCCGCGCCGUUCUGCUGUUUCGGGCGCGAUGCGGGUGCCCCGUGGCCAAGCUCGAAGGUUGGGGUCCCAAGCGAGGACGCCGGCAUAAGAAGGCUCUUGCCAGUAUGGUUCCUAAUGGGGGAGACAAUCGCUGA
Molecule: messenger RNA, 690 nt
Organism: Prunus armeniaca (apricot)
Lineage: Eukaryota; Viridiplantae; Streptophyta; Magnoliopsida; Rosales; Rosaceae
Source: the annotation of a GenBank genome assembly